AGUUGCAUUGCACCAAAGGUUCCAAUUUUUCGUUGGCAGAGCAUAACGACAUACCAGGACUCUCUCUGUUUCCUUUAUCCCUCUCUCUUCUUCUAUUUCUGUCAUCACGCGUGAUUCAGAUCCAUUUCUCACAAUGCAACUCCCAUAACACUCUUCACUGAUUACUUCGUCACUGUUUCUAUUGCGCAACAACAACAUCUGUGAUGUCGAGGAGACCGGGGAAUCCUUCUCGAAGGUUCGGGGACAGUUCCAAAUCUAGGUCCUCGCCGAUUUUGUCCGUUGGCCUCAUAGUCUUGGGAAGUUUGUUUCUCAUUGCGUAUUUUUAUAGGGGCUCAGGUGGAUUGGGGAGCCAUUUGGAUUCUGUAAGCAGGGUUGAAGCAGGUGAUUAUUUGUGCAGUGGAGAGGUCCAGCGAGCAAUUCCCAUUUUACAGAAAGCAUAUGGAGAUAGCAUGCAUAAAGUAUUGCAUGUUGGUCCUGAUACUUGCUAUGUGGUCUCUAAAUUGCUAAAGGAGGACGAAACCGAAGCCUGGGGUAUAGAACCAUACGAUAUAGAGGAUGCUGAUAGUAAUUGCAAAUCACUUAUCCGUAGAGGCAGCGUGCGCGUGGCUGAUAUCAAGUUUCCUCUACCAUAUAGGCCAAAGUCUUUCUCUCUUGUAAUUGUUUCAGAUACUCUGGAUUACCUAUCUCCCAGAUACCUCAAUAAAACUCUUCCAGAUUUGGUGAGGGUAUCAGCUGAUGGUUUAGUGAUAUUUACUGGUUUUCCCACUAAUCAAAAGGCCAAGGUAGCAGAUGUUUCUAAAUUUGGAAGAGCGGCCAAGAUGAGGAGUUCAUCCUGGUGGGUCAAGUAUUUCCUUCAGACCAACUUGGAAGAAAAUGAAGCUGCUUAUAAGAAGUUUGAGCAAGCCUCAACAAAGAGUUCAUAUGUUCCCAAAUGCCAGAUAUUCCACCUGAAGUCACUCCAUUGACUUGUGAGAUGAUUAAUUGCAUGUUUGGAUCAGCUCCUCUCACCAUAGAAUCAAUUCUGAAAAUCAAAGGCUACUUAAAGAAGCUUCUUCUCAGAAUUGAUUCUGACUUUAGAAUCAAUUGUAGAAGGAUUUCCGAACAUGCACUGAACAUGUAGCAUUGGAGUUCUCGUAGCUACUUCUCCAUGUUCAUCUAAAACAUUUUUCUACUAUAAGGGUAAUUUAAUUCUUUGAAAUAUACUCAGCCAUAGAUGGUGUAUGACUUUUGUUGUUGCUUGAAAUAGAUAUCUAUUCUUUCAAAUACCAGUCCUUGGCGGCAAGGGACAAAUCCAUUUGGUAUUUAACUAAGUUAUCAAGUUGCAUUUAGCAUUUAGGUGAUCUAUAAGAAAAGGGGCAGUGAUUGUUGUACUAAAGUAAUUCUCCUUUUUUGUUUUAUUUUUCUGAUAUAAAUUAAUUUCCCUGUAUUGGUACACCA
Lotus japonicus is the source of this 1437-nucleotide messenger RNA. Its product is annotated as probable pectin methylesterase CGR3. The coding region runs from base 204 to 965 and encodes 253 amino acids. NCBI's taxonomy places the organism in Eukaryota, Viridiplantae, Streptophyta, Magnoliopsida, Fabales, Fabaceae. The transcript is spliced from 7 exons. Gene Ontology annotation, molecular function: methyltransferase activity. The record is from RefSeq and is a predicted model, not a curated record. Gene Ontology annotation, biological process: pectin metabolic process.